Messenger RNA from Rotaria sp. Silwood2, 546 nucleotides. NCBI's taxonomy places the organism in Eukaryota, Metazoa, Rotifera, Eurotatoria, Philodinida, Philodinidae. The record is from the annotation of a GenBank genome assembly.
AUGUUAACACGGCAGGGUGCAUUACGCCUUAUCGAAGUUGAAUUUCAUCGAUUAGCUAAUAUUGAUAUUGAUCUUUCUGAACGUACCGUACCAUUUUCUAUUGUUUACCGCCCAACAGAAUUCAAACAAAUACCGAAGUGUUCUGGCAAACCUGAUCAAGACGCUGAUGAAUGGCUCAAAGAACUCUCUUCUACAUUUCGUAUGGCAGAUAUUACUGAAUCACAAACAUUAAAAAUAAUACCCACGUUUUUGGAAGGAUCUGCUAAACAAUGGUUCAUCGAAAAUAGUACAGCAUUUGAAUCAUGGAAUGCAUUUAAAGAUGAAUUUACUCAUACAUACUCCUCUCCAACAAUGAAACAAUUAGCGUCACAACAGCUGCGAACUCAUCAACAACAUAUCGACGAACCUAUUAUUGAAUAUUACACAUAUAUUAUGAAAUCAUACAAAAUUAUCGAUCCUAAUAUGACAGACGUAUCCAAACAUGAUCAUUUAUAUCAUGAUUUAACACCAUCUGUAAUGAAAGAAGUAUUGCAUCAAGCUUCAUGA